CCCACGGUGUCCAUGGCGACAAAAUAUAAAGGGGUUGGGACGGAAAGAGACUGCUUACACCCACCGGAAACCAUGUCUGCAGCACCAGCAGAAAUGAAAUUGAACGAAUCCAACUUUAUAUAUGUGAUCGCUCUAAAAUCCCCGCACAAAUGUAUAUUUGGUGCAAUGAGAAUCGCCCGAUAUACCCGCUGAACCGCUCGCCGUUAUUGGAUUCCGUUCGGCGGUUUCGUGAAGCCGAGUAAACAUCGUCGAGGUUUGAAUGAGAGGAGGCAGCGGUGCAGACCGGUUCCCAAUGGUCUUUUAAAAAAAAACCUUCGUCGCCGGGCGUGAAAAUACAUAUCUAAACUAGCAAGUUAAACAUGGAUCAGUAUCACGGGUAUUCUUAAGAAAUGAUCCAGUAUUAUUUUGUCUUCUCAUGUCAGUAACUACAGUAGUUUCAGUCCGAUCGAUGGUUUCGUUGAAGCUUGACAGUGGCUGAUUUCAGGCCUUUCUAUCUGGACAUUUGACUGGGGAAAGCCGCCCGUACGGGACUUGGCCUGUUUCGCUGCAUCAACCGACUCAAAUGAUGCGUGUUGUGUCGUUGCAUUGAUUUUUGGAUGAUCAUAUCAUCUACUUUUAGCAUAUCAUUUUAUUUUUUAUCCAAACGGUAUAUUUUUUAUGGGAUUAUCGGUACAUUCGAAGCAAAUAUGUUGAAUUGGAAGCGGCUGCUGCGGGUGUCGAACCGCUCAUUUUUGGCCUUCAUUUUUUUCUUCUCCAUGUCUACGACUGGUCUCUACUUCAUAUAUGUGGCUCCUGGAAUAGCCAACACCUACUUCUUCAUGGUGCAGGCCCAGGGCAUCAUGUUGAGGGAUAAUGUGAGGACCAUUGGUCAGAUGAUCAGACUCUACACCAAUAAGAACAGUACUCUCAACGGCACAGAUUACCCAGAUGGCAGUAACUCCAGUGAAUACAUGUCCCAGCCAACCGCAUACCUCCCUGAGAACUUCACAUACGCCCAGAACCUCCCCUGCCCAGAACGCUUACCUUCUAUGAAGGGUCCUAUGGACGUCAACAUGACUCAGAUCGCUAUGGAGGAGAUUGAUCUCAAGUUCUCCAAGUAUCUGGAUGUUCACUUUGGAGGACACUGGAGACCCAAGGACUGUAAACCACGCUGGAAGGUGGCCAUCCUGAUCCCGUUCCGUAACCGCUACGAGCACCUUCCCAUCCUGUUCCAGCACCUCACCCCCAUGCUGCAGAGACAGAGGCUGCAGUUUGCAUAUUACGUCAUCGAGCAGUCUGGUACCCAGCCAUUCAACAGAGCCAUGUUGUUUAAUGUGGGUUUCCUGGAAGCCAUGAAGGAUCUGGACUGGGACUGUCUGGUGUUCCACGAUGUCGACCACAUCCCAGAGAACGACCGUAACUACUACGGCUGUGGUCAGAUGCCUCGCCACUUCGCAGCCAAACUGGACAAGUACAUGUACCUACUACCAUAUAGUGAGUUCUUUGGGGGCGUGAGUGGACUCACAGUGGAACAGUUCCGCAAGAUUAAUGGCUUUCCCAAUGCGUUCUGGGGCUGGGGAGGAGAGGACGACGACCUCUGGAACAGAGUACAUUAUGCUGGUCUGAACAUCACAAGGCCGGAGGGAGAAAUGGGUAAAUACAAGUCCAUCCCACACCACCACCGGGGAGAGGUGCAGUUCCUGGGCAGGUACAAGCUGCUGAGGUACUCCAAAGAAAGGCAGCACCUGGAUGGCCUGAACAACCUUAACUACACCCCUGAGAUCUCCCUGAGCUCCCUGUAUAAGAACAUCACCGUGGACCUGCACCCUGAUCUGGCACCCAUCGCAGACUACUGAACUCUGACUCCCACCUGACCUCUUAAACCCUUCACACUCCCUCAAGCAUCAAACAGUACCCCAAAGCUGGGCAAAGAGGGGCUGGGGUUGGGAGUCGGAGGCACACCAUGUAACGCUGCCAAGAAACUUUACUCAAAAAAACAACAAAAAACAUGAGAGGAAGGGGCAUAUAGGGUCUGUUUAAUCGAACAAUUGAUUGUGUAUGUUUCUGUGAUUGUGUGUGUGUGUGUGCUUGCAAGGAUGUGUGUCUGACAUUUUGUGUUUGUGUGUCACUGCAUGUCACUGUGUUCAUGCUUUAGCUACUGAGCUACUUCACAAUACAGUAUGAGGAGGGAAGGACAGCAUUAGUUUUUUUCCCCACAUCUGAUGUUUACUGCAACGCCUUAGUGUCAGGCUCCGCCUCAGAGCCACGGCUCUCUGGCUGCCUCUCAAAUGGUACCCUAUUCCCUACAAGGCUGGAGUUGCCAAGGACCCCACAGUAUGAUAUUGUCACGAUACUUAGGUGCCGAUAUGUAUUGCUAUUCGGUACUGCAGUUUUUUUCAGUUUAUUUUUUAUUUGAUUUUUUUUAAUUGCCAUUUGAUAUUCAAAAUAUAUUGCUCACUAUAUACUGAGUGUACAAAACAUUAGGACCACCUUCCUAAUAUUGAGUUGCGCCCCCUUUUUGUCAUCAGAAAAGCCUCAAUUCGUUGGGGGCAUGGACUCUUACAAGGUGUCUCAAGCUGUCCACAGCGAUGCCACCCCAUGUUGACUCAAUGCUGUCCACAAGUUGUCAAGUUGGCAGGAUAUUUUUUAGGUGGUGGACCAUUCUUGAUACACAUGGGUAACUGUUGAGAGUGGAAAAACCCGGCAGCUUUGCAGUGACCUACUCAAACCGGUGCACCUGGCACCUACUACCAGACCCCGUUCAAAGGCACUUCAAUCUUUUGUCUUGCCCAUUUACCCUCUGAAUUGCCCGCACAAUACAUGUCUCAGUUGCCUUAAGAUCUAAAAUAUCCUUCUUUAAUGUCUCCUCCCUUCAACACUGAUUUUGAAGUGGAUUUAACAAGUGAAAUCAAUAAGGGAUCGUAGCUUUCACCUGCUCAUUCUGUCAUGGAAUGAGCAGGUGUUCCUAAUGAUUUGUACACUCAGUCUAUGUCUGCUGCAGAGAGACGGGAGAGCGUGAGAAGACGAGUUUUGAUCGGUCAGGGAAAUGAAAGUGCUAAAAAUCUUUUGGAUCCCUAUUUAAAAAGAUGGCGAACAAGCUAUGGUAUUUUUCAUCCAAUAGGUUUGGCACCGGUACAGCCGACUAGCACUAGCUACAGUUACGACAGAGGGAAAAAGUUAUAUUUCUUUCUUUUACAAAUCGAUUCGUAGAAUCAGGUAUUGAUAUCGUAAAAAAAAAAAAUACUGCUAUAUGUAACUCGAUUAAAGCCUUAGGGCUCUGGUCAAAAGUAGGGCACUAUAUAGGGAAUAGGGUGCCAUUUGGGACUCUUACCUUAUCUCUCAGCACAGCUUUAACUUCUAACGUCUCAGUAUCACCUUACGAGCCAACAGACAUUUUUGUCUUCAUGUUAUAUCAUUUUUUUACACAUGGUCAUUUUUUAAAGAUGAAACAUGUAUUCAAACGUAUUCCUUAAAGAGGAGGAAAUAGAGGAGCUAAGCGGGGGGGCGACUUGUGUUUAUUGUGAUGUACAUUUUCUGAUAUGAUCUAUUUUCUUAGUAUUUAUUUUUUCCUUUUUUAACGGAUGUUUUAGAUCACUUCUCUGUGUUUCACACGAUGAGCGUUUUGCUGUUUCUUUGCUACACUGCCGACACGCAUGAUGCACAGAACACGUGUAAAUACUGGCCACUGAAAAGCUUGAGCACAGAACACGUAUGUACAUAUUUGGCCUUUUAAAACGCUCCUGUUAAGUUAUUCCAGUGGAUUUGAAUUUUGUUUUGGCAGCUACCUUCUUCCUGAGGACUUAAAGGACUUAACAGAGUGAGUGGUUCUUCCAUUUCACUGGGAAGAUGUAACAAUAGAUGGACAUUUGGCUUUAAAAUGAAAAAAUCUCUUAGUCAACCUAUCUUUUGCAUGCCUUGAUUUAUUUUGUUACUAAUGUUUUUUUUAAGCAUAAUUUAUUUCGUUAUUUCAAGAUGUUUACUUUUUCAGUUUUGCCUUUUUAGUGUUUCGUUUGUUUCUCGAGGCGCACAGUUAGAAAAUAGACUGACGUUAUGGAGUGUGUUCCUGUACAGAAAGACAGAUGGAGGCCAGGGUUCAAAGGACUGUCGUAGCUCUGGUCCAGGGUGUUACGUGUAGUUUUCUGGUGCUGAGCCUUCAACAGCAAGCCACACGUAACACCCUGGACCAGAGCUAAGGACUGUUGCUGCUAAAUGGUAAGCUGAGAUGUCGUUCUAUCUUCCUCUGGUGUGUGUAGUUUGCUAUUAUGGAGGAGGCGUGUAUACCGUGCGAAUAGCGUGUUUGGCACAGGAUUAUGUUUCAGACGUGUCUGUGGCUCAUGUACGUCUCGUGUGUUAGGUAAGUGGAACAUGCGCUUGUGGUUUGGGCUGGUGUGUUUGUGUGAACUGUGAUAUGGUCCUACUAGGCUUGUGAGGUAUUUAGGGGCCAGAAUGAAAGAACAGCAGCUAAAGCUAACAGUUAACCCUGUUCUUGAAUGGCACAGACUGAAAUUUGGGUCAUGAAUACUUUAAAUUGUUAAAGUUUUGAGCACUGCAAAGAUUAGCAGUAAUUUCUUUUGUACCUAUUAGCGUUUUUUCUCUUCUACAUAUAUUUUGCCCAUACAGUUCAUAGUUAAAUUGUCUGGGUGUUUUGCUAGCGAUGUUGAUUUAUCAAAUGUAUGUCUCAAGUAGAACUGCUCUAUUCAAACUACCCAUGUUUUCUCCAUCACAGUAUUGCAGUACUGGGAACCUCCUGUCCUGCUCCAAACAUGGGGUUUAUCCAAAAUGGCACCCUGAGUCCUAUAUAGUGCACUACUUUUGACUGGAGUCCUAUGCGUCCUGGUCAAAGUAGUACACUAUAUUGGGAGUAGGGUAAUCUGGAACGUAGCCUAGCUCUCUCUGUCCCGUCACUCUUGUAGUGCUGUGGAGGAGCGGCCUGAAGAGGUUUACAGUCAUUUUCGCUCCAAAGCUGAAGUGGCUAACAAAGUGCCAGGCUCAAGUCUGUUUUGGUUAACAGACAUUUGCUACGGUUACAUAAGACCUCAAUGGUGUAUUUCUGACCAAUCGGGUGAGGUGAGACAGAAUCAAAGUAAACACGGUAGUGAUAAGACAUGCUGUUGGAGGUGGUCAACUGUGCCAAAGUUCCACUUCGAUACCUACCCAUCCUAAUUCUUCCACCUGCCUCUUCUACACUUCUUAUCUCUGCUUGUCUUUCCUUCCUUCCCUUUUUUUAAAUGAAUUCUCCUCCCAUGAGCUCUACUAUGGUGUCUCAGCAUCCAGAUAGACUAGUGUUGAUAGUAGAGCCAUAUACAGAACAUACAGGUAACGACUGAAAUAAAGGAAACACUAACAUAGUGUCUUAAUAGGGCGUUGGGCCGCCAGAACAGCUUCAAUGCGCCUUGGCAUAGAUUCUACAAGUGUCUGAUAAUGGGCAACUGGGCAUUUUUAUACAUGACCCGAACAUUGAUGGGAUGUUAAUUGCUUCAUUAACUCAGGAACCACACCUGCAUGGAACCACACCUGCAUGGAACCACACCUGCAUGGAACCACACCUGCAUGGAAGCACACCUGCAUGGAAGCACACCUGCAUGGAAGCACACCUGCAUGGAACCACACCUGCAUGGAACCACCUGCAUGGAACCACACCUGCAUGGAACCACACCUGCAUGGAAGCAUCUGCUUUCUAUACUUUGUAGCCCUCAUUUAGUCAAGUGUUUAUUUUAUUUUGGCAGUUACCUAUAUAUCUCUGUAUGUCUCUGGGUAUAGGUCAGUGUUAGAGACUGGGUUGGGGGGGUUUCUCUUUUGCUAUGCCUUUUGCCCACUAACAGAUUUUUGCAUAAGAGGAUAACCGCUGUCAUUGUUUUUAUAUAUACUGUAGAAGUUAUGGGCGGCCAAGCUGUCCCCCCACUUGAGGGCACUAUGAGUUACUGUAGCAGAGAGAUGCACUCUGUGUCAGUAGCUUCUUUUUCUGGAUUCCGCUUCUUUAUAUUCUCUCUCCCUGUCAUCGUGUCUGUCUUUCAAUCUGUUCAGGGAACAGUGUGACGAGUAUUAAAGAGAUGAAUUAGAGAGAGCACCCAUCACUGAAGAUUAUCUAGGGUCAUUAUUCCCUGUGUCCCAAAUGGAACCCUCUUCCCUAUAUAAUGCACUACUGGCUCUGGUCAGAAGUAGUAGACUAUAUAGAGAAUAGGGUACCAUUUGGGACACACCUCAGAGUUGUACAUAUUGUUAUUGCCUCUGAGAGGAGUAGGGGGCGAGGUAUGGAAGGAAGGGUAGUUUAGGGGCCGGCUGGGCAGUGUGCUGGCUACACCCGGUCGCUAGUGGUUUGGUUUACACCCCCAGGCCAAGGGGGCAAGGGACCCCCCCUACUCUCCCCUCCUACUGCCUCUGUUGGUUGUACGAAUAUCCAAAAAUAGAUAUACAAUUUUUCUAAUGAGUAUAUUCACCAUUACAUAAUUUGUAAUGUAUAGUAUGACAUUUUUGCAGUAUUCAUAUUUGUGCCUUGAGUUUUUAUUUUUUCCAAACUGUUUUCACUUUGGAUUCUUGGUUGAAAGAUACAGUAAAGGUUUGGAUUGUUUUUAAACUGAAGUUAGUGUAUUUGCUUUUUUAUUUUCCAACUAGAAUGGAGCUCUGGCACAAAGUUUCCAUGACAACAGGCUGUGUAGGUUUCCAGAAGGAUUCCUACUCAAGUGUCUGUCUAUUGUAUCAAUGAUUGGCUGUAUUCAAUUUUUUCCUGCUGUCCAAUCAGAGGCCUGUUCUACUCUGGCUGCUUGGACCAUGACAUCCUCUUGGAUCCUCAGCUCUCCGGUUCUCACUGUUCUCUGCUCUGUCUGAACAGAGUCAUAGCUGGAGCCUGAGUGCAGACUCUUGCAUUACUACCAUCCAUCAGGAAGUGGAGGAUGACAGAGAGGAAGUAGUGACUUUUGAAUCUAUGGGAAUGAACUGUCAAAUCUGGUAUACAAAUAAUAUAUUUGCUCGUUCAAUGUCAGGCAUAUUCAUUCAACUUUAUGGGUUUGUACUAAAUUGUUCGGAAGCUGCAUUUAUAGAAAUAUUGAUUUGGCCCCAAAAAACUAGCUUAAUUCAAUGUAGCGCCUACUAAUGCGCCUCUUGUAUAGUUUAGCAAUUUCAUUUUGCUAGAGUUCCUGCCCCCCCUCUGACAACGCAGACAACUUUCUACAUGGUGAAGCCGAGCGAUGAGCCAUCUUGUCAAUCUUCCACAAUCUUUGGUAUAACAGCCAGUAAAAGACGAGAGUUGAACUGUUGGACUUUGAAGUUUUUUUUUUUU
Molecule: messenger RNA, 7255 nt
Organism: Oncorhynchus gorbuscha (pink salmon)
Lineage: Eukaryota; Metazoa; Chordata; Actinopteri; Salmoniformes; Salmonidae
Product: beta-1,4-galactosyltransferase 6-like
Exons: 9
Coding region: 597-1835 (412 amino acids)
Biological process (GO): carbohydrate metabolic process; glycosphingolipid biosynthetic process
Molecular function (GO): UDP-galactose:glucosylceramide beta-1,4-galactosyltransferase activity
Source: RefSeq, a predicted model, not a curated record